This is a messenger RNA of Rubroshorea leprosula, 3280 nucleotides long. Lineage: Eukaryota; Viridiplantae; Streptophyta; Magnoliopsida; Malvales; Dipterocarpaceae. The record is from the annotation of a GenBank genome assembly.
ACUCAACAGAUCUUUCAUCUUUCUCGUGCUUUUUCAUUCCCAAUAAUUCCUUCCCUUCCCUCCCUGGAACCAAGGAUUCUGCAGAUGUCUCCGUUUCCAUCGGAAAACGGUGUCGAAGGAGACGACGAGAGAGAAGAAGAAGAGGACGACGAGGUAGAAGAUGAUGAAGAGGAGGAGGAAGACGAAGAAGAGCCGAGGCUAAAAUACCAGAGAAUGGGAGGCAGCAUCCCCUCCUUGAUGUCCAGUGAUGCCGCAUCGUGUAUUGCCGUCGCCGAGCGCAUGAUCGCGCUCGGCACACAGGGCGGAGCUGUUCAUAUCCUCGAUUUUUUAGGGAAUCAGGUUAAGGAAUUCCCUGCUCACUCAGCUGCAGUAAAUGACCUAAGCUUUGAUCUAGAUGGUGAAUAUGUUGGAAGCUGUUCUGAUGAUGGGACUGUUGUGAUAAACAGCCUCUUCACAGAUGAGAAAAUGAAGUUCAAUUAUCACCGUCCAAUGAAGGCCAUUGCUCUGGACCCAGAUUAUGCUAGAAAGGCAUCUAGAAGAUUUGUAGCUGGUGGUUUAGCAGGUCACUUGUUUUUUAAUUCAAAGAAGUGGCUUGGCUACAAGGACCAGGUUUUGCACUCUGGUGAAGGUCCAAUCCACACAGUGAAAUGGAGAACAAGUCUCAUUGCUUGGGCUAAUGAUGCUGGUGUAAAAGUUUAUGAUGCUGCCAAUGAUCAGCGCAUUACAUUCAUUGAAAGACCAAGAGGCAGUCCACGCCCAGAGAUUUUGCUCCCACAUUUAGUUUGGCAGGAUGAUACUCUAUUGGUAAUUGGAUGGGGAACAUCUAUAAAAAUUGCAUCAAUAAGGACUAGUCAGCAUAAAGGAGCAAAUGGAACAUAUAGACAGGUUGCUAUGGCUAGCACAAACCAAGUGGAUAUUGUAGCAUCUUUUCAGACCAGCUAUUAUAUUUCAGGAGUUGCCCCAUUUGGUGAUGCAUUGGUUGUUCUAGCUUACAUCCCUGUGGAAGAAGAUGGGGAGAGAGAAUUUAGCAGUGCUGUGCCAUUACGACUGGGGAAUGCACAGAGGCCAGAAGUUCGCAUUGUAACUUGGAACAAUGAUGAACUUUCAACUGAUGCCCUACCUGUGCAUGGCUUUGAACGCUACAAGGCAAAGGACUACUCCCUUGCUCAUGCUCCUUUCUCAGGCAGCAGCUAUGCUGGUGGUCAGUGGGCAGCUGGUGAUGAACCAUUAUACUAUAUUGUAUCACCCAAGGAUGUUGUCAUCGCAAAACCCAGGGAUGCUGAAGACCAUAUUGCAUGGCUUCUUCAACAUGGUUGGCAUGAAAAAGCUUUGGCAGCAGUUGAGGCUGGUCAGGGAAGGAGUGAACUCCUUGAUGAGGUGGGAUCUAGAUACCUUGAUCACUUGAUUGUGGAAAGGAAAUAUGCUGAAGCUGCAUCGUUAUGUCCCAAAUUGUUGCGAGGGUCUGCUUCAGCAUGGGAGAGAUGGGUUUUCCAUUUUGCUCAUCUUCGCCAACUUCCUGUAUUGGUUCCAUAUAUACCAACAGAAAACCCAAGACUGCGUGAUACUGCUUAUGAGGUUGCUCUUGUGGCCCUCGCAACAAAUCCAUCUUUCCAUAAAGAUCUUCUGUCAACUGUUAAAACUUGGCCACCUGUUAUUUAUUCUGCAUUGCCUGUUAUUUCUGCCAUAGAGCCUCAGUUAAAUACUUCAUCAAUGACUGAAGCCCUUAAAGAGGCCCUGGCAGAGUUGUAUGUGAUUGAUGGGCAAUAUGAGAAAGCUUUUUCACUAUAUGCUGAUCUAAUGAAGCCAGAUAUAUUUGACUUCAUUGAAAAGCACAACUUACAGGAUUCCAUUCGUGAAAAGGUGGUCCAGCUGAUGAUGCUAGAUUGUAAGCAUGCAGUUUCCUUGUUGAUUCAAAACAGGGACGUAAUAACACCAUCUGAAGUUGUUUCACAACUCUUGAGUGCCAACAAUAAGUGUGAUUCAAGAUAUUUCUUGCAUUUGUAUCUGCAUUCACUAUUUGAAAUGAACCCACAUGCUGGAAAGGAUUUUCACGAUACACAGGUUGAGCUUUAUGCUGACUAUGAUCCAAAGAUGCUACUUCCUUUUCUUCGCAGUAGUCAGCAUUAUACACUUGAGAAGGCAUAUGAAAUUUGUGUAAGACGAGAUCUUUUAAAGGAGCAAGUAUUCAUCCUUGGAAGAAUGGGGAACUCAAGACUAGCUCUUGCUGUCAUCAUAAAUAAAUUAGGAGAUAUUCAAGAGGCUGUAGAGUUUGUGAGUAUGCAACAUGAUGACGACCUUUGGGAAGAAUUGAUUAAGCAAUGCCUUAAUAAACCUGAAAUGGUUGGAGUCUUGUUGGAACACACAGUUGGGAAUCUUGAUCCUCUCUAUAUUGUAAACAUGUUGCCCAAUGGCCUGGAGAUACCUCGGCUCAGGGAUCGUUUAGUCAAAAUUAUUACCGAUUACAGAACAGAAACGUCUCUUAGAAAUGGGUGUAAUGACAUUCUCAAGGCUGAUUGUGUUAACCUAUUGGUUAAAUACUACAAAGAAGCAAGACGUGCAGUUUGCUUGAGCAAUGAAGAAGAUGAUUCUCGAUCAAAAAGGGAUGGGGGUAGGACUUCUCAGGCAACAGAGAAAGCACCUAGCAUGAGAACCAUGGAGGUGAAGUCAAAAACCAGGGGAGGUGCAAGAUGUUGCAUGUGUUUUGAUCCUUUCUCUAUACAAAAUGUAUCAGUCAUUGUGUUCUUUUGCUGUCAUGCUUAUCACACUACUUGCCUUAUGGAUGCUGCUUAUACUAGCAACAACAAUGGCAAGAAAGGUGCUGGAGCCACUUCUCGUCAGCUAGAGUUAAACUAUGCAUAUGAUAAUGGUGCUGAGGACGAAGAAGAAGAAGAUGAAGAUGAAGAUGAGGAUAACCAUUCAGGCAGGACUCGUAUGCGAUGUAUCUUAUGUACUACAGCUUCAAGUUAAGUUCUUGAGUUUUCAAUGCGGCUUCUUUGUGUGCAUGUGCGAGGUGUGUGUGCAGGCAUGCGUUUAACCUGAAUCCGUUCUCCUUUUCUUUUCCAUUUACAAUGUUUUUUCAUUCUGGGCUGAGGUUGUUUCCCAGCCUCAUUUAGUUUUGCUUCAUCUUUUUAGCAUCUCAUGAUAGGUUGAAUUGUACUAGCAAGUAUUGAUCUGGGGUCUUUUGCCCCAUCUCUUAAAUGUCGUGCUUCAAAUGGUGGCAACUUUUGUAUUAUAGUCUAUGUAAUUAUCACCAAAAGCAUAAUCAAUUUUUUGAGAGGAA